GUGAAAUAUUUUAUACUUACGGAUUUGCGCAAUCAUUUCCACUGUGACCAUGUGCCACACAGCUUCUGUGCGUUUAAAAGUAAGGAUUACCAUGCCCCAACUUUCCGCAGCUCCAUGUGGCUGCUGUUACAUGUUGAAUGCUGGCGAUGGCAGCUCCACAAAGUGCAGCCCCGCCCCGAUUACGUCCACGGUCGAGGGGGGCUGUUCGCACGUACAAACUGGGGGGCACUAUCAUUAUUACAGCGUGUAAUCAGCGGGGGAUGACGAGGCGGAGCGAUGAGUUGGAGAGUGUGAGAGCUCAAAUCACAAUUGAUCGAUGAAUACCAAAUAAAGUUCCGCCCAGAUGGAAUAGAGCGUCAUCCUUGAAGCGCAUUUAAUCAACGUUUGCAACUCUUUUAUGGCACAUCAAUCGCGCAUUUAGCCAGACAACUCAUUCGCAGUGCAGUGAGCAGAAAACACGCAAAAUGCAUUCGUAUAUGCAACAGUUAACGGAAGAGCAGAGCUGAACACCUCACCUUACCUCACCACCCCCUUCCCACCAAGCGUGUAACCCAUUUGCCUUGUUGGUUCGAUAAACUCGUCAUGGAGCUGACAACACGAUAGCAACAGCAACAGCAACAGCAACUGCAAUAGAAAUAGGUGCUAUACAGCGGGGAGCAACAAUAAAGAGCAACACUUUUUUUUGUAGUGCAUUGGCAAAUGCCCAACGGUAAGGAAGCAAUCUCUAACUUAAUACGGAAAACUUGUAAACGGUGCAACGAGAGAAAUGGAAAAAUUGAAAGGCAACCAGCAGCAGAAGAAGGUCGAGACAGGCAAUGGCAAUGGUAAUGGCAACAGUCAGCGCAAUGGCAAUCGAGUUGCCCCGAGUCCCAGUCCAAGUCCAACGGGCAGACCCAAUCCGAAUCCCUUCAAGCGGCCGAUGAAUGCGUUGCAAAAGCAAUGGUAUCGAGUGCUUCUCGCUCGACGUGUGGGCUUCGGGCAGCGGCCGCCGCAGGACGAGAAAGAGCUAACCUAUGCUGACAUAUGCCAUCGACGCUAUGUGGCCGCAUUCCGACGCUACAACGAACGUUUCCGCUGGGAAAUGGCAAUGCAUGAACAGAUGCAACGCUGUGCCAUCGACGCCAUGCGUGUGCACAGAACUUUUGCCAUUACCACGCUCUGGCUGCCGUUGCACUCGAAGCGGGAAAUCAACUCGACGCUGGAGACCCUCGAGAAGGUUCUGACGGUGAAGGAAAGGCGACGCCUCGAGGAGAUACUCAAACGAGGUGAAUCUCUGCGAACGCGACGAUGACUCGCUCACUCUCUGACUCACUCGCUUACUGUCGCGCUUUGUGAGUCUCUUCUCCACUUUCAGUUGAGCAGCAGCAACACUUUCAAGCACAGCACUUAGGAAACUCUUCACGGACUUCUCCUAUUUCUCUCUCUCUCUCUCUCUUGCUGAACUUGAAUUUCACUUUGUCAGACGGUUUUCACGUUGUGCUGUGUCGUAAAUAUUUAAUACAAAUAAAAGUGCGACUUUCACUUCAUUUAAAGCGCAAACAAAAUACUAACACACUCUGCUGUCCCUCUUCAACACUGUCUGCCAGUGUUGGCUACAGCUGCAAUUUCAUCUAUGCAGCCACUUAAGACAAGCGAACUUGCAAACGUAAACUUAAUUGAGUUCUAAGCCGAAGGGGAAAAUAAAUAGAAGUUAGCUUAAGCGGAGUGGCGCUGAAGAGAAUGAGAGAUGGAACAACUAAUGCUUCCAUAUACUACUCCGAUUUAAGUUGCAUACUUUGCUUUAGUUUUCAGCAAAUAUAUGUUAACUUAAAAUGGUAGACAAUUUUUUCAACAUUGCUUUAACUUAUCUGAGUAUAAGUUAUAUUUGCAGACGUUUUAAGAAUAAACGAUAAUAAUAAAAAUACAAAUA
This is a messenger RNA of Drosophila sulfurigaster albostrigata, 1909 nucleotides long. RefSeq lists its product as uncharacterized. The record is from RefSeq and is a predicted model, not a curated record. The transcript has 5 exons. Lineage: Eukaryota; Metazoa; Arthropoda; Insecta; Diptera; Drosophilidae. The coding region runs from base 767 to 1291 and encodes 174 amino acids.